Molecule: messenger RNA, 576 nt
Organism: Nannospalax galili (Upper Galilee mountains blind mole rat)
Lineage: Eukaryota; Metazoa; Chordata; Mammalia; Rodentia; Spalacidae
Gene: Kcne1
Product: potassium voltage-gated channel subfamily E regulatory subunit 1
Exons: 2
Coding region: 95-484 (129 amino acids)
Biological process (GO): regulation of heart rate by cardiac conduction; membrane repolarization during action potential; potassium ion export across plasma membrane
Cellular component (GO): membrane
Molecular function (GO): potassium channel regulator activity; delayed rectifier potassium channel activity; transmembrane transporter binding
Source: RefSeq, a predicted model, not a curated record
CAGCUUACUGCCUGGAAGGGUCUGGUGAGCCCCAUCGGCUUCUUUCUUGCUGGGAGGAAAUUGUCUCUACAUCAGUGAAACCUCAAAGGCCAGGAUGACCCUGUCUAAUUCCACAACUGUGAUGCCCUUUCUGACCACGAUGUGGCAGGAGACAGUUGAACAGAAUGGCAAUGCGUCUGGCCUGGCUCGCAGGUCUCCCCUCCGAGACGACAGCAAACUGGAGGCCCUCUACAUCCUCAUGGUGCUGGGCUUCUUCGGCUUUUUCACUCUGGGCAUCAUGCUGAGUUAUAUCCGCUCUAAGAAGCUGGAGCACUCACACGACCCGUUCAACGUGUACAUCGAGUCCGACGCCUGGCAGGAGAAGGACAAAGCAUUCUUCCAGGCCCGUGUCCUGGAGAGCUGCAGAGCUUGUUAUGUCAUUGAAAACCAGGUGGCUGUUGAACAGCCCACCACACACCUCCCUGAGCUGAAGCCUUCAUCAUGAACCCCCACAGCUAGUUAAGAGUAGACAAGCCGGGGCUGGAGAGAUGACUCAGUGGUUAAGAGCACUGACUUACAGAGGACCUGGGCUCGAUU